GACCUUUUUGGAUCCCGUCAUGUCCUGUAACGAAAUCACCUCUCCCUGCCUUCCUCCCCCGGGGCUGGGGACCCGGGAACACUUUGGAGGCAGACAGACUGGGAGUCUCUACCCGAAAGAAGGGGGGCGGGGUUGGCGGAAGGCACAAGUCAAUCUUCAGCAACUGCAUCGCGGUGACACGCCCUGCCGCCGGAGUCUUUCCGGGGCGGAGGUCACCAUGGCGGCCGCCAUGGCUCGGCUUGGUCUGCGGUCGAUCAAGGAAGUUCGGGUUCAAUUCUGCCCUUUCGAGAAGAACGUGGAGUCCACGAGUUUUACCGGUAGGACCUUCCUCCAGGCGGUAAGCAGCGAGAAGGUUCGCUCCACCAAUCUCAACUGCACGGUGAUUGUGGAUGUGAGGCACGACGGCUCGGAGCCCUGCGUGGAUGUGCUUUUCGGAGAUGGGCAUCGCCUGAUUAUGCGCAGCGCCCACCUCACCGCUCAGGAAAUGUUUGUUGCCUUUGCCUCCCAUGUCCAGGCCAGAAGCUCUGCAGGGAACGGGGAGAAGUCAGAAGCUGGUACUGGGCGCUGACAGUGAGGAAGAGACCCACAAACUGAUUUUGGCCUAGGACUAGAAUACUUGCCUGAGAAGUCCUUGACUUAAUCAUUCAAGGACCAAUUGGAGGGCCACUGAGAGGGUAGGGGCCAGGGGAGCUUCACCACUUCUGAGGCAAGAUGGGGUGGGAGGGGUGAGGGCAACCUUUGAGGUUUUUUUCACUUCCCAUCACUUAACUGCUUAACACUUUUGAAUUUGGCUUUUCCCGUUACUUAACGUUCUUUUAAAUUUUUCUUUUAAACCAAUCUAGUGGUUUUUCUCAGUCCUUCUCUUACUUAGUAGCUUCUUUUCACUCUUAAUUUACCCCCUUGUGGAAGCUUUCUCCUUCUUGGAUCUUUUUCUUUUUCUAACCAUAAAGAUAUUAAUACUCUUGUCCUUCUUUUUCUCUUUAUCCCUGUGGCAUCCUAUCUUCUGUGUCAUAGACUUUUCAUUUUUGCUUGGUUCUUCCCAUCUUCUAUCCUGUAGUAAGUUUACCCACUACCAGCUUCCUCCACAAGCCACCAACAAGCUUUUUGUAAAAACAGAAUUGAUAAUUAUACAUAUGCAUAUGUUUGCUUCUUUCGCCUGGCU
This is a messenger RNA of Fukomys damarensis (Damara mole-rat), 1162 nucleotides long. RefSeq names its product mitochondrial ribosomal protein L53 (gene Mrpl53). NCBI's taxonomy places the organism in Eukaryota, Metazoa, Chordata, Mammalia, Rodentia, Bathyergidae. The record is from RefSeq and is a predicted model, not a curated record. The transcript has 3 exons. Bases 20 to 568 code for a protein of 182 amino acids. Gene Ontology annotation, cellular component: mitochondrial large ribosomal subunit.